Messenger RNA from Aspergillus aculeatinus CBS 121060, 377 nucleotides. RefSeq lists its product as uncharacterized. The record is from RefSeq and is a predicted model, not a curated record. The coding region runs from base 101 to 322 and encodes 73 amino acids. The transcript has a single exon. Lineage: Eukaryota; Fungi; Ascomycota; Eurotiomycetes; Eurotiales; Aspergillaceae.
UUUAUUCAGGGUUUAUUUGAUUUUGAGUUUGCAUUGCGAGGAUACUGGGCUGGGAGCCGAGGGCGGCAGCUUUUAUGAUUAUGUGUUACGAUACGAUGCUAUGUUAUGUUUUUGGGAGGGGUGGUUUAAUGUUUACGAUGAUGAUGUUGAUGAUGGUUUGUUUGGUUUGGUUAUGGUUCUUGCUUCUGGAUUUGGAUUUUGUGGAGUCUUCUUCGGGAGGUACUCCGACCUUCUUUCUCAUUCUCCUUUGUCAGACAGAUUUUCCUUGGAGCUUCUGCAGUUGUUGAUGCAGUGCAGAUUGCUGGAGGGAGCUUCCACUUGACCUAACUACUUACCCCUGAUUACUGGUUAACGACCAACUGACUGCAGCAGUUGGU